AUGGAGAAUAAUAAGCAAUGCAAUAGAAACACGAAAAGCGCCCAGCUACCAUUUGCUGCAACUUUAAAAUUCUGGUCGCGGCCUACGCAGAUAGUUGUCAUUCUGCGUAUUGUCAGGUUGAGCAGAACUGGCCGCGCUACGACAUCUGGGUCAUCACUAAAGCUUCGUUCUUUGCCCAUUCGGUUUCUGUACGAGUGUCUACGUUUUGAUAAGGUGCCUGUAUAUUAG
Molecule: messenger RNA, 228 nt
Organism: Babesia bigemina
Lineage: Eukaryota; Apicomplexa; Aconoidasida; Piroplasmida; Babesiidae
Exons: 2
Coding region: 1-228 (75 amino acids)
Source: RefSeq, a predicted model, not a curated record